Molecule: messenger RNA, 990 nt
Organism: Pyricularia pennisetigena
Lineage: Eukaryota; Fungi; Ascomycota; Sordariomycetes; Magnaporthales; Pyriculariaceae
Exons: 4
Coding region: 1-990 (329 amino acids)
Cellular component (GO): oligosaccharyltransferase complex
Source: RefSeq, a predicted model, not a curated record
AUGAGGCUCCUUUCCUUCGUCGUCAGCUCCCUGCUGGCAGUCGGCUCACUUGCUGCCAAGAAGCCCGCCGCCGACCGCUUCCAGACUUUCCUGGCGCAGUCCCAGACCCAGAACCCUAUCAAGCUCGAUGAUUCCUCAUACAGGAAGCUCACCCGGGCCCCGAGGGACUACAGUGUGUCGAUCCUGCUGACGGCCAUGGACGCCCGCUACGGCUGCCAGCUGUGCCGCGAGUUCCAGCCCGAGUACGACUUGCUGGCCCGGAGCUGGCUCAAGGGCGACAAGAAGGGCGAUUCGCGCGUCAUCUUUGCGGUUUUGGACUUUACCGAUGGCAAGGACACUUUCAUGAGCCUUGGUCUGCAAACAGCCCCGGUCUUGUUCUUCUUCCCGGCUACCACCGGCCCGCACGCCGUGUCUAGCCCCGAGCCGAUACGAUACGACUUUAACAAUGGUGCCUUGGAGGCCGAGCAGGUACACGGCUGGCUUAGCCGCAACCUCCCCGACCGCCCGCACCCGCCCGUCAAGCGCCCGAUCAACUGGAUGCGCUGGAUAACUGGCACCGUUUCGCUCCUUGGCGUUUCCACAGCUGCCUUCCUCGCAUGGCCCUACGUCGUCCCCGUCAUCACUAACCGCAACGUCUGGGCUGGCCUUACUUUGGUCUCCAUUCUGGUCUUUACCAGUGGUCACAUGUUCAACCACAUCCGCAAGGUGCCCUACGUUUCUGGUGAUGGCCGCGGUGGUAUUAGUUAUUUCGCCGGCGGCUUCCAGAACCAGUAUGGCUUGGAGACGCAGAUUGUCGCCGCUAUUUAUGGCAUCCUGGCUUUUGCGGCGAUCUCUCUCGCCGUCAAGGUUCCCCGGAUAGCGGAUGCCAAGACUCAGCAGGUGGCCGUGAUCGUCUGGGGUGGCGUCAUGCUGGCCAUGUACAGCUUCUUGCUCAGCACUUUCCGCAUCAAGAAUGGUGGAUACCCAUUCUCUCUACCGCCUUUCUUCUGA